Molecule: messenger RNA, 2862 nt
Organism: Anarrhichthys ocellatus (wolf-eel)
Lineage: Eukaryota; Metazoa; Chordata; Actinopteri; Perciformes; Anarhichadidae
Gene: stra6l
Product: STRA6-like
Exons: 18
Coding region: 435-2390 (651 amino acids)
Biological process (GO): vitamin A import into cell
Cellular component (GO): plasma membrane
Molecular function (GO): signaling receptor activity; retinol transmembrane transporter activity
Source: RefSeq, a predicted model, not a curated record
AUGGAAGUGAUACAAGGUCAGGAGAAAAGAACAUAAAUGGUAACAUGUUCUGAAAACAUUCAUUGUAGCAGGAGGCAGGAGGUGAAUGGUCGGCUGGUUAUCUCUUUGGGAGAGCGUAAUGUUUACACUCCUUAUACUGAGUAACAGUGCUCCAUGGUGUUCAGGCGUGUGUGUGCGUGUGCGUGUGAUGAAGGCAAACAGUGAAAGUAUGAGCAAAUGCUUCGGCGAAAGAAGCACAGAGCAACGCACUAGGAGAGAGGACAUAAAAAAACAGAGAAAUAAAGUAUGGUAUCAUGGGGCCAAAGGUCAAAUGUGUGAGUCACAUGGUUGUAACCAGGAAACAAUGAAGUAGUUUCAAUCCAGAGGCUUUCCUUCGUCUUUACAGUAGAGCAGGAACAACGCUUUCUAGACUUCAGUGAACCGACUUAUCAAAGAUGAUAAGAAACCAGGUGGAACAUGUUGUUGCGAAGGUUCAGGACUGUCAGAGUGGAAUCUCUAUGGAGCUCUUCCUUCAUCUUUCACUCGUACCAGCAGUGUUGAUUGUGGGGGUGCUCUCGUUCCUCCAGAAGAGAGCCCAGAGACUGGCUAUCGACCACAGAUUGCCCUUCCUGGGGGGACGUUUUGCUAUUGUGGUGCCUUUGGAUACCAUUGGCAGCCUCAGUAAUCGUUGGUCCUAUGGGUUCGCAUUUGGUGCUGUGUCCUCCAGCGUCCUGCUGCUGUUCUCUGAACAAUACAUCCCCUUCACUGUCCCGCCCUGGGCCAGAGCUAUAGUGUAUCUGGUUGGAGCGUUAGAGGUGGGCCUGGUCUAUUUCCCUUUCUUUGCCUGUCUGUCCACACCUUUCAGAAUGGCCGGGGCAGCGCUGGGAAUACUCUACUCUCUGUCCUGGAUCAUUGUUACAGUCUGGGAUACAUUCACCUGUCCUGAUGGUAAGAUUCUUGGUAAAUACCAGAAGUUGAUUGUCCAGUUGCCCUGCAUCCUCUCCCUCAUCUUCCUCUUGGGACGAUUUGUCUACAUACUGGUGAAAGCUGUUCGACUACAUCUGCAAGUGGAACAGGAGGAUCCUGAAGAGCUGACAGAGCAACAUCAGGUGCAGCACGUUAAGAGACUGCUGAGGAAAGCACCUGCACACAGUAAACCCCGCAGCUGGUUCCGGAGCAAAGUGUAUGAGUGGGACCCUUACUUCAAGUUCCCCAACAGGAUCAUCGGCACCGCCAUUAUCUCGCUAAUAGGCCUAUACACGAUGACCCUGGCAGACUAUAGUCUCAGUAAUGUGGCUUUUGACAAAGUAGACAGGUGGAAGAAUACACUGAAACAGCUGGUUACGUCUUGUAACCAGACUGAACAUCUGGGAGCCAUGAUACCACAGCUGGAAGAAUUCAUCGACGUGGCUAGAAAGUCUUGGCUAGCUACCACCAUCUUUGCUAGUCUCAACUCUGUAGCCUACUGCUUCCAUGUCUUGGCAUGUUACAGAAAACACUUGAAGAGGCUGUGGAAAGGACAGAAGGGUUUUAUUCCUGAGAAGUUUCACAACCCUCGCUCUGCUGUCAGCGUAGCUUCCAUUGCAAGAUACUCUGGUUGGCAAAUAGCGUUUACAUUGUGGGGCUACCUGAUUGUCCACUUUGUCCACUUCCUGUUUGCUCUGCUGUUGGUCUAUGUGCUGGUUCUUCCUAUACAGCAUGGAAGGACACUGACCAUGCUCACCAACCUGGGGAUUAUAUUUCUGACCAUCAGUCUGGUCAUCGCCCUGGUGAUUCUCCAGAUCGUUCUGGUUCAGAUCUUCUUCCUUCAGGACAAGAUGUCCCCUACCGAUAAACACAAACCUCUGGCUCUCAACAACAGGAAAGCGUUCCACUGCUUCAACUACUUCUUCUUUUUCUACAACGUGGUGAUGGGGAUCAGCAACUGCAUAUUGAGGUUGCUGUGCAGCAUUGUGGUGGGAACGUGGCUGGUGUCCCGCAUAGACCGGAGCAUUAUGCAGAGAGGAUAUGAAAACAUGGACGCCGGCUACAGUACCUGGAUUGGGAUGAUUUUUGCUGACCACUAUCAUAGCAAUCCAGUCAUGGUGUGUUUCUGCCAGCUGCUGGUCUCCAACUCGCUGGAGAAACACACUGCGUCUGUUUACUCCACAUUCAGCAACAUGCCCUCUGAAUCCCCUGUGAACAGCCGGGCUAGUAGGCGUUGGAUGCUGUUUUAUACCUUACUGAGGAACCCUCAUCUGAUCCUGCUCAGGAAGCACCACCUCUCUUCAUCUUCAUCAUUACAUGCACCAUCACCUCCCCAGCCAGACACAGUGGUGCAGGCUCGCGUCAUGGCAUUCAAAACACAGAGCCGCCAAGCAGAGUCACAGUCCCCACCAGAGAUCAUAGUCACACCAGCACAAGACUGUUAAAAGAAACAUUUCCAUAUAUUGUAAUCAUGUUAACGUAAAUACAUAUAUCUGUUGGAAUCUAAAAUUGUUUAUGUGUCCUUUAGUGGUUCUCCAUGUCGUAGAAGGAGUACUGUGGUGUUUUCAACAUCUGACUGAUGAGUUAUAAUCUAGUUAAUGUGAUCAAAUUAGGACACCUUUCUAUCGGCUCAGAAGGAGCAUUCAUUCUUGGUAACUUACUCCAGUUGGAUGUAAUUUAAAGAAACUUUGAGCUUUAAACUUAACCUCUGUAGCAUCUAAUCUACAAAUGGAUGUGGUGCACUAAAGCUGGCCAUCUUUCUGUCUAAUAAUGUUGAUUUCAUUAAAUGCAUGUGAGCCACAACUCAUUCUUGUUUUAUAAAAUGUAACUGAAUUUCAAUGUGUGCCUAGCUGCUAUAGUGUAAAUUGCUGCACAAACAAAUGCUUUCAGUUGGAAAAAAUAAACAAACAUUUUAAA